Acomys russatus (golden spiny mouse) is the source of this 1517-nucleotide messenger RNA. Its product is annotated as cytochrome P450 2C29. Lineage: Eukaryota; Metazoa; Chordata; Mammalia; Rodentia; Muridae. Gene Ontology annotation, molecular function: oxidoreductase activity, acting on paired donors, with incorporation or reduction of molecular oxygen, reduced flavin or flavoprotein as one donor, and incorporation of one atom of oxygen; heme binding; iron ion binding. The transcript is spliced from 9 exons. Gene Ontology annotation, biological process: xenobiotic metabolic process. The record is from RefSeq and is a predicted model, not a curated record. The coding region runs from base 45 to 1517 and encodes 490 amino acids. Gene Ontology annotation, cellular component: intracellular membrane-bounded organelle; cytoplasm.
CUCCAUUCUUCCUGGUCACAGCUGUGUCACUCAGAAGGGUCUCCAUGGAUCCAGUUGUGGUCCUAGUGCUCAGUCUGUCCUGUUUGCUUCUCAUCUCACUCUGGAGACAGAGCUCAGGGAGAAAGAAGCUCCCCCCGGGCCCCACUUCUCUCCCAAUUAUUGGCAAUUUCCUCCAGAUAGAUGUGAAGAAUAUCAGCCAAUCCUUAACCAAGUUAUCAAAAUCCUAUGGCCCCGUGUUCACUCUGUACUUGGGCUCACAGCCCACUGUUGUGCUGCAUGGGUAUGAAGCAGUGAAGGAAGCUCUGAUUGAUCAUGGGGAUGAGUUUUCUGGAAGGGGACACUUCCCAUUGGCUGAAAGAAUUAUUAAAGGCCGUGGAAUUGUUUUUAGCAAUGGAAGCAUAUGGAAAGAGACAAGGCGCUUCACACUCAUGACCCUGCGGAAUUUGGGAAUGGGGAAAAGGAAUAUUGAGGACCGUGUUCAAGAGGAAGCACAGUGCCUUGUGGAGGAACUGAGGAAAACCAAUGGCUCACCAUGUGAUCCCACCUUCAUCCUGGGCUGUGCCCCCUGCAAUGUCAUCUGCUCCAUUAUUUUCCAGAAUCGUUUUGAUUAUAACGAUAAGGAUUUUCUAACAUUAAUGGAGAAAGUAAAUGAAAAUGUCAGGAUUCUGAGCUCCCCCUGGUUGCAGGUCUGUGGUAAUUUCCCUUUACUCCUUGACUACUGUCCAGGAAGUCAUCACAAAGUAGCAAAAAAUGUUGAUUAUUUGAAAAGUUACCUGCAGGAGAAAAUAAAAGAUCACCAGGAAUCACUUGAUGUUUCAAACCCUCGUGACUUUAUUGAUUAUUACCUGAUUAAGCAGAAACAGGCAAACCACAACCAACAAUUGGAGUUCACACCUGAAAAUCUGGCAGCCACGGUGAAUGAUCUGUUUGGUGCAGGGACAGAGACAACAAGUACAACACUGAGAUAUGCUCUCCUGCUCCUGCUGAAGAACCCACAUGUCACAGCUAAAGUCCAGGAGGAGAUUGACCAUGUGGUUGGCAGACACCGCAGCCCCUGCAUGCAGGACAGGAGCCACAUGCCCUACACGGAUGCCAUGAUUCAUGAGGUUCAGAGAUUCAUCGACCUCCUUCCCACCAGCCUGCCCCAUGCCGUGACCUGUGACAUGAAAUUCAGGAACUAUCUCAUCCCCAAGGGAACAACAGUAAUAACAUCUCUCUCAUCAGUGCUGCAUGACAGCAAGGAAUUCCCCAACCCAGAGAUGUUUGACCCUGGCCACUUUCUAGAUGAGAAUGGAAACUUUAAGAAAAGUGACUACUUCAUGCCUUUCUCAACAGGAAAACGUAUUUGUGCAGGAGAGGGCCUGGCUCGCAUGGAGCUGUUUCUAUUCCUGACCACCAUUUUGCAGAACUUUAAACUGAAAUCGUUGAUUCACCCAAAAAACAUCGAUAUGACCCCAGUGGCGAAUGGAUUUGUCUCUAUCCCUCCUCCUUACCAGCUCUGCUUCAUUCCUUUCUAA